GUUGUCCUGAGCUGUAGACGAGAGGAGGAGAGACUGCGACUUCCCUUUCCUUUCUAAUUUUCAGCGAUUCUGAGGCUUCCGUGAGUAGGAGACAUGGAGAUCCACCGGCUAGAACACAGAAGCCAGGAGGAGCAGAAGGAGGAGAGGCAGCAGAGUCUGCAUAUGUCCUCCUCCACCCAAAGACGAACCUUCCACACAAGUGAGGAAGAGGAACAGUUUAGCUCCCUGGAUUAUUCCCUGGCAGCUGCCCUGGCCCUGACUGCUGCAGAGACAUCAUGGGAAGCCAAAUUGAGGAGCGAGGUCUCCGUCCUGGAAGUGGAAACGCGUGGUGAGAAGCGGGUGGGCUUCAAGAAUGACUGGGAGAAAACCGAGAUUGACAUCCUGAAUGUCUGCCACAUGCUUCGGGAAAGAGUGGACCGGAAAGCGCUAUGGAGGAGGACAGAGGAGAAGAUCCGAGAGGCCAAAGAGUUGAAGGAGCUAUGCUCCAGUCGAGGUCCCUUCUUCUGGAUCCCUCUCCGCUCCCACACCAUCUGGGAAAAUCAAUCUGUCUUGUUGACCUGCACUGUGUAUGCCUCCCCUCCACCUCAGGUCAUCUGGUACAAAAAUGAUGUUAAGAUUGAUCCUCGCCUCUUUCCUGCUGGGAAGUACAUCAUGAAGAAUAAUUUUGGAUUGUUCACCUUGGAGAUCAGGAGAUGCACAGUAGAGGAUUCAGCCACUUACACAGUAAAGGUGAAGAACGCCUAUGGUCAAGCCUCCUCUUUUGCCAAAGUCCUUGUUCGGAAACACCUGGGAAAAGAGGCUGGCUUCGAUUCAGAGCUACUUAAAAGAUUUCUGCUUGGCCCAGAUGUUGAGUUUGAAUCUGUGCUGCAGCCUCUUUUUGCCAGGGAGAAGGAGCCCUUCAUCUUGGCCUGUACGUUCACUCAAGAUGUGCCUGAUGGCCAGAGAAACAUCCAGUGGUUCAGAGACGGGAUGCUGCUACAGAUCUCCAAAAGGCGCCAGCUCCAAUACUUGGACCGCCAGGCCUCUGUGAAAGUGUCCUGUGCUUAUAAAGAGGAUGAAGGACUGUACAAAAUCCAAGUGCCCUCUCCCUUCGGCUCCAAGGAGCAGAGUGCCUAUGUGUUUGUGAGAGAUGCCCCUGCGGAGAAAGCUGGGGCUCCAGGAUCCCCACUGAACGUCCAGUGCCAUGAUGUGAAUAGAGACUGCCUGAUUCUGACCUGGGUCCCACCCAGUGACACCCGGGGCAGCCCUAUCAUUGGCUAUACCAUUGAGAGGUGCCAGGGAGAAUCUGGGGUGUGGGAGGCCUGUCAUGAGGCCCCUGGAGGAACUUGCCGGUGCCCUGUUCGAGGACUCAUUGAGGGGCAGAGCUACCGCUUUCGGGUGAGAGCCAUCAACAAAGCAGGCACCAGCCUCCCUUCCAAGGCCACAGAGUUGGUCACUAUGCGAGACCCCAAGGAAGCCGAGAGGAAGACAGUGAUCCCUUUUGAUCUUAUGAGGAACAUCACAGUCAGCAAAGCUGAUACUGAAGACUUGGUGACCAUCCCCUUGCCUCCCACCAAUGUCCGAGCCAGUGAGACUCGGCAGGCUUAUGUCCUCCUGUCCUGGGAUGAGCCAUGCCCCCGAGGCAAAGAGGACCUGACCUACCUGCUGGAGAAGUCAGUCAUAGGCAGCAAUGCUUGGGAGGCAGUGAGCUCGGAGACCCCUGUGAAGUCCCCAAGAUUCGCACUCCUGGAUCUGGAGAAAGGGAAGGAGUAUCGAUUCAGAGUACGAGCAGCAAACCGGUAUGGCCUGAGCGAUCCUUCAGAGCCCAGCAAACCAAUCACCCUCGGAAGUCAGCCAGCUACUCUUCCCCCUCCGGCUCAAGUCCAAGUUUUCAGAGACACAAAAACCUCUGUCUCCCUGAUUUGGGACCAUGUGACAGGAGACUCUGAGCUCCUGGGCUAUUACAUAUAUUCUAGGGAAGCAGGCGCUUCUGAAUGGCAAACUGUUAACAACAAACCCAUCAAGAGUAACAGGUUUUCGGUCCCCGGACUAAAAACAGGGAAGGAAUACGUGUUCUGUGUCCGGUCAGUCAGUGAAGCUGGAGUGGGAGAGAGGUCAGCAGAAACAGACCCUAUCACCGUCAAACAAGCCAUUGCCACACCCUCUGCCCCCUAUGGAUUUGCCCUCCUGGCCUGCGGGAAGAAUGACAUGGUUAUUGGGUGGAAGCCCCCAAAGCGCAAAGGCGGAGGCAAGAUCCUGGGCUACUACCUGGACCAGCAUGAGGAGUCAGCGCCCGAGUGGCUGCCAGUCAAUCAGCAGCCAGUGCCUACCCGAGUCUAUAAGAUCAGUGACCUCCAGGAGGGACAUUUCUAUGAGUUCCGUGCUCGAGCAGUCAACUGGGCAGGUGUAGGCGAACUCUCAGAGCCCAGCGACCUGUUUGAAUGUAAGGAGUGGACCAUGGCCCAGCCAGGACCCCCAUAUGAUGUGAGGGCUUCUGAGGUGAGGGCCAGUUCCCUAAUGCUGCGUUGGGAACCCCCACUGUACAAAGGAGCGGGGCCCGUCACUGGCUACCAUGUGAGUGUCCAAGAAGAAGGUUCUGAGAAAUGGAAGCCACUUGUCCCAGGUCCUGUCUCAGACACCCACCUGAGAGUUUCAGAUUUGGAACCAGGAAAAAGUUACAAGUUUCAGGUACAGGCUGUGAAUUCAGCUGGGAUAGGGCAGCCAUCUCUGCCCUCUGACCCUGUACUCAUGGAAGAUAAACCAGAUGCCAGGGAAAUCAAGGUUGGUGUGGAUGAAGAAGGCUCUAUUUUCUUGGCUUUUGAGGCCCCUGAGGCUCCAGAUUCCUCUGAGUUUGAAUGGGCAAAGGAUUAUGAGGGGCCUCCAGACCCAAAGAGAGUCACAGUGAAAGAUGACAUCUGCAGGUCUAAGAUUAUCCUGAAGGAACCAAGCAAAGAGGACCUGGGAACCUAUUCAGUAACAGUCACAGAUGCGGAUGAAGACAUUUCAGCAAGUCAUACUCUGACUGAGGAAGAACUAGAAAAGCUGAAGAAAUUGAGCCAUGAGAUCAAAAACCCGGUGAUUAAGCUGAUAUCUGGCUGGAACAUUGAUAUCCUUGACCAUGGAGAGGUUCGCCUGUGGCUGGAGGUUGAAAAAUUAUCGCCUGCGGCUGAGCUGCAUUUAAUCUUCAAUAACAAAGAGCUCAUCAGCUCUCCAUCACACAAAAUCAAUUUUGACAGAGAAAAGGGACUUGUGGAACUGACUAUUGAGAAUUUCUCUGAUGAAGACAUGGGAACAUACACAGCUCAGCUCCAGGAUGGAAAAGCUAAGAACCAGAUUUCCCUGGCCCUGAUUGAUGAUAGUUUUGAUAAACUUCUAAGGGCUUCAGCUGCCAAACGGAGAGACUGGAAGAGAAAACAAGGUCCCCAUUUUGUGGAACCUUUGAAGUGGAAGGUCACUGAAGAAUGUAAAGUGGUUCUGACUUGCAAGGUAACAAACACUAAGAAGGAGUCUCGAUUCAAGUGGUUCUUUCAGAAGAAGGAGAAUCCAAAGGGCCAGUACAAUGCUGAGACAGGGGAUGGCCUACUAGUGAUCCCAGAGAUAUCUAAAAAAGACCAGGGUACAUACAUGGCUGUGAUUUCGGAUGACCGAGGGGAAGAUGACACCAUCCUUGACCUCACAGGUGAAGCGUAUGAUGCCCUCCUUAAUGAGCUCUGCAGGAUCAGCGCCUUUUCUGCCACACCAUUGAAAAUCCAGGGCACUGAAGAAGGCAUCCGGAUCUUCAGCAAAGUGAAGUUCUAUGAUGUAGACUACAUGAAGACCUCCUGGUACCACAAAGAAAAGCGACUGGAAAGUGGUGACCGGUUGAAGACAGGAAGUACUUUGGAUGAAAUCUGGCUCCACAUUCUAGAUCCCAAAGACUCUGAUAAGGGCAAAUACACCCUAGAAAUCUCAACUGGGAAGGACAUUCGUAAACUCACAGCUGACUUGUCAGGCCAAGCUUUUGAUGAUGCUCUGGCUGAACAUCAGAAACUGAAGCAGGCUGCAGUCAUAGAGAAGAAUCGUGCGAAAGUUGUAAAAGGCCUGCCAGAUGUCGCCACUAUUAUGGAGGAUAAGACCCUGUGCUUGACAUGCAUCAUCUCAGGAGACCCAUCCCCAGAAAUCACCUGGUUGAAAAAUGACCACCCUGUGGCCUUCCGUGAGCGCUAUCGAAUGGAAGUAAAGGGGACUGCGGUCACCAUCACCAUUGAGAAAGUCUGCAGUGAAGACAGCGGGCGCUAUGGCAUCUUCGUCAAGAACAAAUAUGGUUCUGAAACUGGGCUGGUCACUGUCAGUGUAUUCAAGCAUGGUGAAGAGCCCAAAGAGUUGAGGGGGCAAAAAUAACAAGAGUUUUCAGAAUGUCCAGCCCUGGGCCAGACCCCAGUGGAGCCCAUGUGGUGUAGCGGAAAGAAGGCUGGACUUGAGGCUUAUUAGCUUUGUAACUUUGGGCAAGUCACCCUCUCUUUCUGAGCCUCAGUUUUCUUAUCAGCAAAAUGGGAAUAAAUAAAAAUUGCAUUGUCCACCUCACCCAGUUGUGGUUAGGAAAGUGCUUUGUAAAUGAGAGUUCUAAAAUAGUUCAGAAAAAAGCUAUUAUUAUAAGAUUCACCAUACAGGAUUAAUCCAUAUGAACCAUGUGGAAAUAGAGGGGAGAUUUUUAGAAUUGAAGACAAAAGACUUGGGUUUAAAUCCUGGUUCUGCUUCUUACUGCCAUC
Molecule: messenger RNA, 4727 nt
Organism: Trichosurus vulpecula (common brushtail)
Lineage: Eukaryota; Metazoa; Chordata; Mammalia; Diprotodontia; Phalangeridae
Gene: MYOM3
Product: myomesin 3
Exons: 37
Coding region: 94-4359 (1421 amino acids)
Molecular function (GO): protein binding
Source: RefSeq, a predicted model, not a curated record